UCUGAGUUUCUCCACAGCGUUGCGUGCCGCCGCACGAGCACAUUUUUCCAAUAUGGCGGCCUAGCGGAGUCGAGCGACGUCUCGCCGCAGCCUGUCUAUAUGUAGAGUACACAGUAUAUGCAGUAUAUCGGCGGCGGCGGCGCAGGCGCACAGCUCGGAACCGGAACCGGAACCUUUCUUGUGCAGUUGCUGCGAAGAAGCCAGGGGGUCCCUUUCGUCGCCGGACUUUCGGGGGAGCCAUUUGAGGCUUACGCAGGAAGUACUUCCCGUCCGCAGAGCUGCGUACCGAGCGCUUCCUCGCGAAACUGCGCGGCGGCUCUGUGCGCGCAGCGUCCGACGCGGAGAAAAGCUUCGAGAGCGAGUCCGCCAUGUGUGAGCGCGAGGCGGGGGGGCCCCGCAACACUCUGAACUUCAACGUGGGGGUGCUCGGCCACGUGGACAGCGGCAAGACCUCCGUGGCCAAGGCGCUGAGCAGCACCGCGUCCACGGCCGCCUUCGACAAGAACCCGCAGUCCCGCGAGCGCGGCAUCACCCUGGACCUGGGCUUCUCGAGCUUCGCCGUGCAGCUGCCGGAGCACCUGCCGCGGCGCGAGCAGUGCGGACAUCCGGGCUACGAGACGCUGCAGUUCACCCUCGUCGACUGUCCGGGACACGCGUCGCUCAUCCGCACCGUCAUCGGAGGUGCUCAGAUCAUUGACCUGAUGCUGCUAGUGGUGGACGUGGUUAAGGGCAUGCAGACGCAAACAGCAGAGUGCCUGCUCAUCGGAGAACUAACGUGUCCUCGCAUGGUCGUAGUCCUAAAUAAGAUUGACCUCCUGGCCCCAGAGAAGAGGCAGGCUGCCAUCGAGAAGAUGACGAAGAGGAUGCUCAAGACCUUGGAGAGUACCCGAUUUAAGGAUUGCCCAGUGAUUGCAGUUGCUGCGAAGCCAGGGGGUCCUGAUGCCCCAGGCACUGAACAGCCACAGGGGGUUUCAAAGCUUAUUGAGUUGCUGAAACGCCAGGCGUACCUCCCGCGCAGAGACCCCUCAGGGCCCCUGCUGAUGGCCAUCGACCACUGUUUCUCCAUCCGUGGCCAGGGCACUGUCAUGACGGGCACGGUGCUGCAGGGGUCGCUGUCGCUCAAUGACUCGGUGGAGAUCCCAGCCCUGAAGGUCACCCGGAAGGUGAAGUCCAUACAGAUGUUUCGUCAGCCGGUGGGUGGAGCGAUGCAAGGCGACCGAAUAGGAGUGUGCGUGACUCAGUUUGACCCCAAGCUGCUGGAGAGGGGGCUGGUGUGCACCCCGGGGUCUCUGCGUACUCUCCACGCCGGCCUUAUGUCCGUUCGCAAGAUCAGCUACUUCCGGGGUGCGCUGACCACACGCAGCAAGUUCCACAUCUCUGUAGGCCACGAGACGGUCAUGGCCAAGGUGACCUUCUUCGGUCUGCCGCCUUCUACCUCCUCGUCCUCUCCGGACAAUUGCAAAGCGCUGUCGCGCCCCGGCGACCCGCAGACCACUUCGUUUCCCCCAGAUUCCACCCCCCCGGAGACAUCUUUCAGUUUUGAUACGGAGUACUUUUUCCAGGAAGAGUAUGCGGUCGGUCAGGGAGGGCCAGCGAAGGCAGCGGAGCCACAGCAGUGGGCCUUGCUGGAGUUCGAGAAGCCGGUGACGUGCCCCCCCCUCUGCUUGGUCAUUGGUUCCAAGCUGGACACGGACAUCCACUCCAAUACCUGCCGACUGGCUUUCCAGGGGCGCCUGCUGGAAGGCUUUGAGGACAAGGGCUACGCAGAGAGUGCCCUGCCACGUCUCAAACUGUACAAGAGCAAGCAGCGGGAGGGACAGGUGGAAAGGGUCGCCGACGACUGCACCGUGAUCGGCCGCAACUUGUUCAAGAAGGAGACCAACUUGCAGCUCUUCGUUGGACUGAAGGUCACCUUGUCGACAGGGGAGGCAGGGCUUAUCGAAGGAGGGUUUGGCCAGAGUGGCAAGUUCAAGAUUCGAGUGCCAGAGGGCCUGAAUGCAGAGACCAAGCAACUCCUGUCCUCGGUCUCCAAGAAGAAGGCCAAAGGCAGCGCCAAGGGGGAGCCUGCCAGGGAGGAGGAGGCCAAGAUGCACUCGCAACCGGUCAACAUCCACCUGAGCUUCAAGAGAUACGUGUUUGACCCCCAAAAGAGGAUGAUACAGUCGUGACAAAUGUAGGCUUGAUAAGUCACUAAAACAAGGGAACUUGAGGCGCUGUGGUGUGGAGAGCAGGUAAUUUGGAGAGAAGAAAUUUGGAAAGAGGAGAUGAAACACGGUGUGGGGUGACGGGAGACGUGAGAGGAGAGACUUCCCAUUUGAAAAAUUUCAGGAACGUCUCUUCAGCAAACCAUAUCCUGGCUAGUUUGAGAUGAAUGCGCUGUGUUUAAACUGCUCUCAUGUACACUCAUAUGGCAUAUUGUGUGUGUUUAGACAAAACAAUUGUCUAUCGGCUCCAUAAUUUUUGGACUUUUAAUUUUAUCUUUUAAUUUGGCCUAUGGCUUAUCUUUUUUUUUUUUUUUUUUGCUUUGAUUGAAAUCUUAUGGGACAAGUUUACAGCUACCAAAGAUUUGAACUGAGUAUGUGUCUGGACUUCACAUCUGACUUUGACAGGAGUAGUUCACCCCUGGCAUCUAAAAUUAUGCCAUUGUUUAAAAAAAAAAAAAAGAACAAAAUGGAUCAAAUAGUGGAAUAGCUGCUGCUGGUAGGACAUUUAAUGUGAACAGACGAGUCCAGAUGCGAUUGGUUUAACACGCGUUCCCUGAAUGAUCAGCAGAGUUUGAGGUUCCACUGCAACUCGUAGGUGGGAUGAGCGGCGACACGAGCUGACAACGCAAACACUGGAAGAGUGGCCUUAGUGAGCGAGUGGUCCACCGCAGUUCUCACUUUGUGGACGUCCCAGUAAAUAAAAUGUCUGUACUGCA
This is a messenger RNA of Scleropages formosus (Asian bonytongue), 2920 nucleotides long. RefSeq names its product eukaryotic elongation factor, selenocysteine-tRNA-specific (gene eefsec). NCBI's taxonomy places the organism in Eukaryota, Metazoa, Chordata, Actinopteri, Osteoglossiformes, Osteoglossidae. The record is from RefSeq and is a predicted model, not a curated record. Gene Ontology annotation, molecular function: translation elongation factor activity; GTPase activity; GTP binding. Gene Ontology annotation, biological process: selenocysteine incorporation. The transcript has 7 exons. Bases 369 to 2168 code for a protein of 599 amino acids.